Molecule: messenger RNA, 1490 nt
Organism: Mya arenaria
Lineage: Eukaryota; Metazoa; Mollusca; Bivalvia; Myida; Myidae
Exons: 6
Coding region: 157-882 (241 amino acids)
Biological process (GO): peptidyl-proline hydroxylation to 4-hydroxy-L-proline
Cellular component (GO): endoplasmic reticulum
Molecular function (GO): iron ion binding; L-ascorbic acid binding; procollagen-proline 4-dioxygenase activity
Source: RefSeq, a predicted model, not a curated record
UAGUUUAAUCGUUCAGGUGUAUAGUCAAUGUUUACGUUAAGGAAAUUAAUAGCGUAGUGAAUGAUACAGGAACUAAAUAUCAUAGAGUAUUGGCAACAGUCUAAAAUUGAUUAAUAAAAAUCGACGCCUAAAAACCUCAAAAGUAUGUAAAAAAAUAUGGCUACUGAAGACGUGAAAAGUAUCAGUAGUGAAGUGGAGGUAUUAAAUCUAAACAGUUACGACAAUUCAGAAGAAACUUGUGAUAAAAUUAAGGAGGUUCCACACACGCAGGGAGGAAGACUUCCAAUAGUGAGAGAAGAUGUUCAAUUACCGGAUGAUUUUGAGGGAAAACUCGCCUUUGUAUUGUACAACGUUUUUACUAAAGAGGAGUGUGAAGACUACAUCAAUAGGACGGAAACAAUGGGAUACGCGGAUGCCCUUGUUAACAUCGGUGGUGGUAGGCAGAUAAAAAUGUCGGAUGUCCGCAACAACACGCGCUGUAUCUGGGACACGGUGGAGGAAGCUGACCGGAUAUGGCAAAGAAUCAAAGAGCACGUGCCCGAAGAGUUUAAAACUCACAAGGUGCUUGGUCUCAAUGAAAGACUUAGGUUCUUGAAGUACAAACCUGGAGAAUAUUUUAAGCCACACAUGGACGGAUCGUAUUUCAGAGACAACGGAGAAAAGAGUUUCGUCACCAUCCAGCUGUACCUGAACGAGGGUUUCGAGGGAGGAAGUACAACAUUCAUGGACUUUGAUGAAAUUAAUCCAGUUGAAGUCGUCCCUAAAACAGGCAGCAUUCUGGUGUUCCAACAUGACAUCAUGCACGAGGGCUCGUUGCUAAAGAAGGGAAAGAAAUACGCAAUGAGAACCGAUGUCAUGUACUCGGCGACGAGCAGCUCCUGAAAAUACACUGUACAGGGACUGUAGACCUUAAGCAAAUCAGACCAAAGAUGAGAUUUGUAAUGACGUUUCAUGUGUGCUCUUAACUUGAAGAUCGAGUACAAUAUCCGUGACACAUACUGCUAAUUGUGAAAAUGUUAUACUGUGUUGCCACACUCUUGUUACCGUAUUGUUUUGCUAUCAAAAUAAAAAGUAAUCUAGGAAUUUGGCACAUGUAUGUUGCGAUUUCAUACGUUUCAUAUUAUUAGGUAAGGACCAUUAUGGGAUAACGUGUUUUUUUUCUUCCUGAGAGUCACUUGUAUUACUUUGUGCAAUACCACUCCAAGGUGAUUACUUAUGUAUAUCUAUAUACUGUGAUAGCUGAACAAUACAAUUAAUUUAAAGUUUUUAUUGCUCGAUUUAUUCGGAAAUUGGACAAUAAAUGCAUAAUUCUUUCACUCAGAAGGCGUUUGUCAUUAUGAUAUAUUUGUCAUACUCUCUUUUACCAACCAUUGUUCCUUGUCACACUGCGUUCAUUUAACAGAAUUCGUUGACCUAGAUUCUUUAUUAAUACUGUUAUAUUUGUAUUAUAUAUCAAUACAUAAUCAUCUUUUAAUAAACGUUGAUUAUUG